Molecule: messenger RNA, 6773 nt
Organism: Toxotes jaculatrix (banded archerfish)
Lineage: Eukaryota; Metazoa; Chordata; Actinopteri; Toxotidae
Product: E3 ubiquitin-protein ligase SH3RF3-like
Exons: 11
Coding region: 254-2839 (861 amino acids)
Molecular function (GO): protein binding; metal ion binding
Source: RefSeq, a predicted model, not a curated record
GAGACGCAGAGAGAGAGAGGGUGAGAGAAGGAAAGCGAGACACAGAGACACGCUGGGGGAGUUACAGAGAGGUACGGAACAGCGGACAACGUUCACAACACAGGGGUAACUGCUCGGUGCACGGGGACUCCGUCGCGGGGCGUCCGUCGGCUGCUUCCCGCCGGUCCGCCUCCCAGAAUGUUCUGUGCUCCCGGUUCAUUUCUACGGUACACGAACCAGUCGCCGCGGCGUCCCCACGGACACUGAAGCCCAGAUGCUCACCCUCUCCGCCGACAUGGACGAGUCUUCGUCGCUUCUGGAUCUGCUGGAGUGCUCGGUGUGCCUGGAGCGCCUGGACACCACGGCCAAGGUGCUGCCGUGCCAGCACACCUUCUGCCGCCGUUGCCUGGAGAACAUUGUCAGCUCCCGGAACGAGCUCCGCUGCCCGGAGUGCCGCAUCCUGGUGGACUGCGGGGUGGACGACCUGCCGGCAAACAUCCUCCUGGUUCGCCUCCUGGACGGUAUCAAGCAGCGGCCACAGCGAGGAAGCGGAGGAGGAGUAGGAGCGGGCGGCAGACAGUCCCUGGCCGUGGGCUCGCUGCAGGGAUACGCCGCCGGGAUAUCCGCUUCUCCCCCGGGUAGUGCGAUCAGAGAGCUGCCCGUAGCCACCAGGAGCUCCCCAGUUAAGAAUAUCCCAGCACUGCCUUGCGGUAAAGCCCUCUACUCCUACGAGGGAAAAGAACCAGGCGACCUCCAGUUUUCCAAGGGUGACAUCAUCAUCCUGCGACGCAAAGUGGAUGACAACUGGUACCAUGGCGAGCUCAACGGUUGCCAUGGUUUCUUGCCUGCUAGCUACAUCCAGUUGUUGCGUCCCCUGAGUCAGACUCCGCCCCAGGGCAAAGCACUGUAUGACUUUGAGGUCAAAGACAAAGACCAGGAUAAAGACUGUCUGGCCUUCAGCAAGGAUGAGGUACUGACAGUAAUCAGGCGAGUGGACGAGAACUGGGCAGAGGGCAUGCUGGGAGACAAGAUUGGCAUCUUCCCUAUUCUCUAUGUGGAGUUAAAUGAAACAGCCAAGCAGUUAAUGGAGAUCGACAAACCUACGCCACCGAACGUUCCAGGCCCGAGCUCUGAGCCAGCCCCAUUGGGCCCCUGCUCUCCUGGCCCCUCCCCCAGUGCCUCCCCGUCAAACGGGAACGGCUCUGGCCAUCGGAGAGGCGAGGGUAAGAAAAACGCAAAGAAGCGGCACUCGUUUACAGCGCUGUCCGUCAGCCAGAGGGCUGCCCAGCUCAACAACAGACACAGCAUGGAGAUCUCUCAUCCGGUCCUCAUCAGUUCCUCUGACCCCAGAGCCGCUGCACGCAUCCAGGAUGCAUCUCCCCCAGGUCCCUCUCCCUCCUCGGCAGGGGUACUGGUGCCCCCCAAAGUGGCAUCCAUAACCUCUGAGCUGCUGGCCCAUGCCAAGGUGCAGCUGCCACUCAACAUAUAUCUGGCUCUAUACGCCUACAAGCCCCAGAAGGCUGACGAGCUUGAACUUAGGAAAGGGGAGAUGUAUCGGGUGACAGAAAAGUGUCAAGACGGAUGGUUCAAAGGCACCUCACUGAGAACCGCUGCCUCUGGUGUCUUCCCAGGAAACUACGUCACUCCUGUGUCCAGGGCUCCAUUUGGAGUGGGUGCUGCUCGUGGUUCAUGUCUGUCCAGUCCAGUAGGUGGAAGUGGAGGAGGAGGAGGUGGGUGUAGUCAGGUGGGGAGUAAAAUCUCCGACCCUUCAUCCCCAGGGUCCCCGGGGCCCUCUUCGUCCCGUCCCUCCACCCCACUGGUAAACUCAGCCAACUCUGUUAACACCGUCAGUCCCGCCUCCUCGCCGCAAACUGCCGCCGCCCAGCUGAAGAACUGCCUGCGCUCUAGCCAGCAUACGGUCAACCAGGCACGCACCUCAAUGCAACUGGACAGACACAACUACAAGAACCAAUUCUCUUCUCAGAUAUUAAUCCACAGUCCCCCUGCUGGAAGCCCAGAGCGCCCCACGGUGGCUCUUUCUCCCCUGCGUCCUCAGAGCUCUUCCCCCUCACGUUGCCCCGGACAGUCAGGUCGUCCUCUCUCCAUGGUGUGUCCGGGGCCCAGCUUAGGACCCUCGCCCCUCUCUUCCCCAGCCUCGCGGCCUCUCCUCCCACUCUCCUCCCCUCUCUCAUGUCUCACACCUCCUAACGUGUCAGCGGUGCUCCUUAACGGCGAGCCUGCCAGUCCACUGCAGCCACCAUCACCGGGCCCCUCCCACGCCCCCACCCAGGGUGCCCUCGCACCCAAAGCAGAGAAGAAGGAGAGGAAAGCAGGAGGUUUAUUAAAGCUCUUAUCGGGGGCAGCAGCCAAGAAGAAACCUCGCUCACCUCCCUCCUCCCCGCCCACCCACAACCCCUCAUUGGGUGGCCAAGGCGCCGUGGCCACAGACCCCACCCAACAUCCUCACCACCACCACCACCAUGCCCGCUCAGGUUCCUGCCCAAUGGCGUCGCAGGGGCGAGCCGGCUCCUGUCCAAUUGAGAGCGACAUGGCAGGGGCCAUGGGGUUGGAGCCGCUGCACAGGAAGUCCGGUUCCCUCGAUACCAACUUCCCCAUGUCGCCCCCGGCAACACGUGCUGGCAACCCUCUAAUGGUCCUCCGGCCUGAACCCAAACCCCUAUCCAGAGAGAGGUAUCGAGUGGUGGUGCCCUACCCACCGCAGAGUGAGGCAGAGAUCGAGCUACGGGAAGGAGACGUGGUGUUCGUACAUAAGAAGCGUGAGGACGGCUGGUACAAAGGCACCCUGCAGAGGACGGGACAGACCGGCCUCUUUCCCAGCAGCUUCGUCGAGAGCUUCUGAACUGGAAAAAGUGGACAAAAGAACACACACCAUUCCUGUUUCUGAGUCACAAAACACACAAACACGCCACCAGCUCACACAGCUGCAGUCACACACACAGAGGUUGGGCCGAUAUUGGUUUUCCAGAAUCAUACGUUUGGAUUAAAUAUGGAUACUGAGCUGCAAAAACACCUGUGUAAAUUUGCUUUAAACUUUUUUAAAAAAUUUUUUAAAAAGCUGCUAAACCUAAAAAAAAAAAAAAAAAAGUAAUUCGUCUGGAUUUUCUGUGGUGAAUUUUAGUUUCACAUAAUCAUCAAAAUGUGUCUUUGCAGUUUUUCUCAGAAUAUGUCACCAAACACUGGACUUAACAUAUUUAAUACUGUCAUGAAACAUCAUUAAUUUUAAUGGUCCCCAGAAACCCAUAUCAGUCCAACUAAUUACAUCACCCCCCUCACAUACAUACACACACACACACACACAUAUAGGAAAGCUAACCCUGGCUUCAACCAGCCCAGCCACACAGGAAGCAGGGCAGCUUUUACUGUCAUUUGCCCCGGUGACAGAGGGGGCCUCGUCCGACUCGUUGUCCGGACUCAUGAUGUUGACUACUGAAGGCACACAGACUCAAAGAGCACAGAAAGACAAACCCUUCUUCCCAGUUCUCCUCCUUGGCAUCAUCCACCAGCAAACACUAGCACAAAAAAGCGUUAGCUCUGCUUUUCCACUGAGACCUCAGAACUUGAAUUUGGGUGCUUUCUUUGUUUGAAAAGUGAAAAUUUACCACCAGGUGAUGAGGGAAGUGUGUGAGCCCACACGCCAGGAUCAUUGGAAGCACAUAUAUCCGUGUCUAGUUUGUGACAACAAGCACAUGAUUUUUUUUUUUUCAAUUCAGUAUAUGUCAAUUACAAUGCAUGUAGCAUUAUUAUGUUGUUAUUUUUUAUAUAUAUAUGUUGAACUAGAUGUUUGUGUUGUCUCAAACUAGCCAUGCUGUGGCGAUUUGUCACAGGAUUUUUAAUUAAAAAAAAAAAAAAAAUUGGUGCAAAAAGUGAAAAAUUAAUUAGAUGAUUUUUCUAUUUAUAUAUCUUAUAUAAAUUUAUACAACCAUUUUUUAUUUGCAUUUGUCAUAGACCUCUCACAGCUGCAUUGAACUGAAUAAACUGGCUUACUGAAUGUAGAGAGAAACAGAAAGUUACGCCAGAAACUCUUUAAAGAAUUGAUUUGUAUCUAUAAAGUUGUUUUUUGAUCUUUUGUGAGGAAUCAGAGACAAAGAAAUGCGCUUGAUAGUAUCUGAUACAACUUGCCAAUAUAUCUACAUAUACAGUAUUUUACACACUGUAAUUAUUUAUCUGACAAAAGGGAUUUCCAUUGCUACUUGUCACAUCAUUGUAUUUUAAGAGUAAACAUUUUUAUUCUUUAAACAGGCACAAAUCAUAACAGAACUUUUAUUCAGCCAUUUUAUUUUGAAAAGUGAGUUAAUGACAUGGUUGGUCCCAGUAAACAGCCACAGGAGUUCCUCUUCUGCAACCUUUUCCUGAGACACUGUUGCAAGGUUUUUUUUUCCUGUGUGACUGCAGCAAUAUUGUGAAACAAAAUGUGCAGGUUCAGUGCUCGUGGAAGAAUGUACAAGUGUGGGGAGGGCGGGGGCACCUGCGAGUCAGAGGGCAGGGACUCGAAUUUUUCAUCACGCAACUGCCAAACUUUGACAACUUUUCCUCUGAUCUUGUCGACCUUUAACAAGUAUUUUUGUACCGCUUCAGUCAGUGUGUAGUCGGUCUGCUUUGUGAAUUUCUACGUCCUGAGUGUGGAUUCAGGCUUGUCUAGUUUACAUCCAGCCACAACCAUCUACCUUUUUUCCCUGUUUCUGGAGAUAGAAGCACAGCGAAACUCAGAGCUAGACUUGCUCACUGUGUGUGUGUUUGUAUAAAUGUGUGCAUGUGUGUGUGUGUCUCAGAGAGUGAGAGCUCAGCAGGAUUUUAAUACUCGCCAUGAAUCAGUGAAGGAACACAGUUCUAGGACAGGAGUGGCUUUCCUCACCUUUUUAUUUUUUUGUUGUUGUUUUUUUUCUUUUUGAAAAGCUGGACCAGAACAAAACACAAACUCUUACCGGUCAUGUGAUCACAGGUCCAGCUCACUCAUUGGCUGAGCACCCAUUCAUCUAAUUGGCUCUAACUGAAUCCUAACCAGGUGAGAGAUAAGCACACUUGAGUCACCUUGGUUAAAUGGUUUGUGUCAUAUGGAAAAGACAAUAAAUACAAACUUCCAGAUAAAGUGACAGUACAGGAGAUAAAUCAGAAUCAAAAGUGUUGUUUCCUGCCACAAGUUUUCUAGCAACUUUUUCCCUCUAUCAGAUAUGAUGUUUUCAUCCAUAUCAUUUUACAAAUUAUGAGAUUGUUGGGGGAGUAAAUCCCUUAAACUGUGAAGAAAAGUCAACAAAAACAUGGAAGGGAGAUAAAUUUCACAGUAAUUACAGAUAGAAACAUGCUCUGCAAUCAUUUUCUGGUGGCUGGCAGUGCUCGAAGGGUGAUUCUGUGGCAGCUGGAGCAACAGAUGAAACCAAAAACUUUUUGCAAUUUAGAUUAGAUUUUUUUUUUUCUUCAGCAGUUCACAGUUAACACAAACUAGGGCUAGACUGACACAUAACACAAAGUUUUUCAGUUAGAAUCACGGAUAGAGGUGGUUUGACUCUUUACUUAAUGUUUGAUUGACUAUUUGUGUCCACUAAUUUAACCCCUUUUUAUAUAAGUGUGUAAAACUGUGAUACUUGGGGUGUUUUCAUUCAGCCAAGUAAAAGUGCCAUUCUAUUUGCCAUGAAAAUGUCAGAGGAUAUUUGGAAACUUCGAUCCAAACAUAUCUGCAUUGGCUUUCGAAAGCUGUCAGUCAAACCCUAGUGCCUACAAAUGCCAACACACACACACAAUUACACACAGCACCUGACAGAUCAGCCUGUCUCUCGUCCCAGUCCUCUUCUUCUUUCUCUCUUCCUUCAUCUGCUGUGUCGGUACGAUGAGCCUGCUGGUUGUUUUUCUUGCGGCUCUGUUCUGCCUGACUUAGUGACAAAAAACCAGCAGAUCCCAGAACAGCUCUGCACAAAACCCUGAGCGAGAUUUUCUUUAUCUGUUUGUUCACCUGCUGAACGAAGGACUCUAAUUUCUACUGAGUCAAACUUAAGCACAAGUCCUCGUUUGAGUCGGAGGUGAACGGGUCUCGACUGUCCUUUUUCUUUUUCAUGAGGUUGAUGCUGUGAGGAGGAAGAGAAGAGUUUACAAGAGUCGAAACAUCAGGAAUACAAACCACUGCACAGUGGUCACUUUACGUAAAAUCACUUGAACCGCUGGUUUCACAAGUGUGUUUUUAUUUACGUGACGUGAGCUUGUCCUUUCCUCAGCUUCCUGGUUGUAAAUAGCACUUCGGUAACAGCUCGAAAAAUGUGAACUAACCAUUAACAGCGGUGGUAAUUCCCACUGGACAUGAACACAACAUAAAACACACCAUUGAACAUCCAGUUGUUGUCCACUACCUUUUUGGAACAUCCUUCCAGGAAGCCUGAGCACACCCUGCCAUCUUGAACUAGAUGUCAGCCAUAUUUGUUCCUAUGGAUACUUGUGUGUCUGAGUGUGUGUGUGUGUGUGUGUGUGUGCGUGUGCGUGUGCGUGUGCGUGAGGGGAGGGGGCCUCUGUAUGUAGCUCUUUACUUAAAAUAAAGUUUGGUGUGAUGUGGAUGCUCAUGCCUCGUCAGGACGUGGAGUAGGGUUGUUUGAGUGCAGCGGUACAGAGAGAGAAACCAGAAAAAAAAAAGAAAGUAUAUAUAUAAUUCUAUAUUGUGCAGAAUAUUUAUUGGCCUUUUGUGCCAUUGAAGUCAUUGCUCUGCGCUGACCACGCCCAGCGCUCUCUACCAUGUGAUCAUUAUACAUCGUCUUGUACCGAUGACCCGUGGUUGAUUUGAUUGUUUUUUUCAU